Molecule: messenger RNA, 4041 nt
Organism: Tetranychus urticae (two-spotted spider mite)
Lineage: Eukaryota; Metazoa; Arthropoda; Arachnida; Trombidiformes; Tetranychidae
Product: ubiquitin carboxyl-terminal hydrolase 8
Biological process (GO): protein deubiquitination
Molecular function (GO): cysteine-type deubiquitinase activity
Source: RefSeq, a predicted model, not a curated record
CCGCUAAAGCUGGUUAAGCCUAGAGAAGUAAACAAAAUCUUGACUCUUUUUACAAGGAUAUGAGUGAAAAACCUUGACAAAAGGAAUAACAAAAAUAUUAAUUGUUUUGAUUUUUGUAUUAACUCGACAUGGUUAUUAUAUUAAUUGUUUAGUUGAUUAAAGAAAUAUAGUUUUGUUUGAUUUUAAUACUGUCUUGUGGUUGUGAUGAUUAACUGUUUACCUAUUUCCCUACUAUUACACUGUCCUGUACCAUCUCUAAUGAGACCAUCUUUAUCAUUAGCAACAUUCACGUUACUGUCAUGAUGUGUCAUCAUCGUCAUCAAUAUUUGUGAUCAUGAUAAUAUUGUUGCUCUAUGUGGAUAUUUAAUUGUUCAAUUCAUCUAUUUUUCCCUUUCUUUCCUGCCUUUAUCACUUACACCUCUUUUCUCUCAAACGAUUCCCUUCUUUCUUCACCCUCUUUCUCUUAAUACCAUCUUUCACCUCCAUAGAUCAAAGCAACUUAAAUUAUUGACAUCUCUGACGAUCAAUUUAACUAGAGGAGGAAGAGAGUAUUCUUACCACCACCGCACCAACAAGUCCACAAUCAUGCCAGCCAUAACCAGGACACCAAAAGAUUUGUAUAUGGCCCACUCUAUUGGGGAAUUGAAUCAAUUAGCAAAUGAUAAGCUUACUAUGGUAAUGAAAGCCUCUUCACCUGAUCUUUUACUCAAUGGCAUGAAGAAGGUUUUCAAUCAAGCAAAACAAAGCUAUGAUUGUGGCGAUGAAGAGAAAGCUUUCAUCUAUUACAUGAGGGUUGCUACUCUCUGGCAAGCGGUUAAUGCAGCUCGCUAUCGUGAUGAUAAAAAGUUCGCUGAAAUGUUUAAAGAAGCUAUUGUAAAAUGUGAAGAACUAUCUACCAAACUAGGUGAAAGAUAUGCACAAGCCACAAGCAAAUCAGGUUCAUCCUCUUCAACUUUACCUACGCCUGGAAAAACUAUAAAGGCAAAUAACGAUACCGAUACCACAAAUAUAAAUAAUGUUAAUCCAGCUAAAACCACCAAUAAUAUAAAUAAUAAUGGCUUCAAAAAUGACCUUUCCGCUGCUAAUAGACGUGAUGGCUAUAACUCUAACCAGAUUGAUGGUGAUAAUGUUAUAUAUCCAUCCAUUGAGCCAUUAGAGAUGUAUGAUUUAAUCGAGGACCUUGUUAAAACAGGAUCCAAUGACAUAAUACUUUUAUUGGAUGCAAGGAAAAGAGAAGAUUUUGAAGCCUCUCAUUUAAGUAAUCUCAAAACGGAUAAAGUUAAAUUGUUAAAUAUACCAGAGGAGUUAUUAGAGAAAGGUACAGCGGCUACCAAAUUGUUAAAAUCUUUACCAAACAAUGCUCAAUUAAUUUUAAAAGAAAGGAGAACUGCUCGUAAGGUGAUUAUUUUUGAUUGGAAAUCAAGCAGUUACAGUGAGAAUGAACGUUUGGCUGCUUUAUUUGAUGCUUUAUGGAAGUGGGACAAUAAAGAAGGAUGUCCAUCACCACCUAUUCUUUUGAAAAAAGGUUAUUAUGGCUGGCUUAAUAGUUAUCCAAUGCUAACUUCUAAUUCAAAAGUAACACCACCAGUUUCUGAUGAUAGCAACGAUUCAGAAUACGAGUCCCUUUGCCUGAAUUUUUACUCUCAGUUAAAUAAGGCCGGUGAUUCAUCCCCAGAUGCACCUAAACCAGCACAGAAUGGGACAAGCUAUCCAUCAGUAUUGAAUGAUGGCGAUGUUGAUGAUAAUGAUGAUAUUGGAAUGAUUCAGGAUAGCAAUGAGUUGGUUGUUCGUCUGACAAAUUCCAAAUUGAAAGAUAAUGCAAACAAAAUACCAGGAACUGCUCAACCUGUUCCACCGAUUAAUCGACAGGUUAAACCCAAAUUGAACAACGGUGAUGUAAACUCGCCUUUGAAAUCACCUAACAUGAUCAACAAAAACGAUAAACCUAAUGGAUUAUCUCCAUCUACCAUGAAUGCUACCACUACAAUACCAGUUCAGAGCAAUAAACCAUUAAAUGUACCAACACAGCAAAACGGAAAUAUCAAUGAAAAUAACAACAUGAAGGAACUAGAAUUUAAAGCUCGUAAGUCACUCGAAGCACAAGAAGAGAUGCUUCGACUAAGGGAAAGUGAAUAUGAAACAGCAUCUCUGGAAAAGGAUAAGAUUUUAAAGAAAAUUCAAGCUGAUAGAGAACAUCUUUUACGAGAAAAUGUUGAUCUUAAACGAAAGUUGAAACCUAAUCCCUCCAAGUUACCUGAUCCUUCCUCUGAUUCUUCAACAAUCACUACUUCAGUAGCUGAAUCGCGGGAACCAUUCAAGCCUGUAAAAUUCAGUGUAGCUGCUGAAAGUGGUGAUGAAAGUGAAAAUGAAAGAGAAGCAACAAGUAACCCAGAUGAAGAAAUGUGUUACCCUGCUACUAAACCGAUCAUGGAAACCACAAUUAAACGAUCAGAUGAGAGAACAGUUUCUGAAUCUUCAUCUCCUAGUGCUGUACCAAGAAUACCUUCAAUUGCCAAAACCGGAAAAAGUCUAUCAAGAUCCUACUCGUCCCCUAAUAUAGCUGACCAUCAUGAUGACGAAGACUCACAAAAUCGACCUCCAUCUAAUCAUCAACCAACGUUUGACCGUGCACUUAAACCUUUAUCAAAUGCAACCGAUUUUCCUCGAGGCUUCACAAGUUCGGCGCGUAUGAGAAACUUUUCACCCAUUUAUGGUAUUCCUGGUCAAGUCAACACUGGUCUCAAAAAUUUGGGUAACACUUGUUUCAUGAAUGCCGUUCUACAAUGCUUAGCUGAUACCUCAAUAUUCCGUCGAUAUUUUCUCCAAGAGAAACACAUGGCUGAUAUUAGUCGUCACAAUCGACUUGGCUCUAGAGGUGAACUAGCCGAGGAGUUAGGAGCAUUGAUACGAGAAAUUCGUAGUAAUCAAUAUAAAUCAGUGUCGCCCUCAAAUUUUAAAGAUGCCGUUGGAACCCAUAUGCCUUUCUUUAUGGGCUGUGAACAACAAGAUGCCCAUGAAUUUUUAUGUAUGCUUCUGGAAAAAUUACAUGCUGACCUUAACAGAGCACCUGCAGCUAACGGUGCUCUUAACCUUCCAGACGAUCUACCACCUCACAUAGCAAUAACCAAAUUUUGGAAUCAUCAUAUUUCUCGAAACCGAUCAAUCGUAUCUGAAAUGUUUGAAGGUCUUCUUAUGUCAACCCUUAAGUGUACAGCUUGUGGUAAACAGUCGCAUACUUUUGAAGUUUUUAGCAACCUUUCUCUUCCCAUUCCUACCAAAUUGGGCCAUAGAUUUACCAUCCUAGACUGUUUGGAUCUGUUUUCAGAUGAAGAGAAGCUGUUUGGAGAAGCAGCCUGGGAAUGUCCAACCUGUAAAGUUAAACGAGAUGCCAUCAAACAGAUUAAAAUAUGCAAACUACCUAAAGUAUUAGUGAUACAUUUAAAAAGAUUUUCAUAUGAAGGUAAAUGGAGACAAAAGUUGCAAAACAUGGUCGACUUUCCUUUAUUUGACUUGAAAUUGAAAAAAUAUAAAAGUUGUAGCUCUGCGGAUAAUUUUGAUGCAUCUUAUGAACUCUACGGGGUAGUUAAUCAUUAUGGAACCCUUGAAGGAGGACAUUAUGUUGCAUUUUGUAAAAAUGAUGAAAAGAACAAAUGGUUUAAAUAUGAUGAUCAUGAAGUCACCGAAUUAAGUACAGCUGAUGUUAAAUCACAUGCUGCUUAUCUCCUGUUUUACACGUCCAACAAUUAAAUUUGAAAUAAAUUUGAAAUUUGAAUCGAAUCACACAAAAAAUAUCAUUGGUUUCCUUCUUGUUUAAUUACUUCUUUGCCAUUACACCCCAACACCAACACAAAAAAUCAAUUAUUGUUAGUUUCCAUUCUUACAUUGACCAAAUGAAAAUAUUUACAUUGCAAAUGUUUUUAAUGGAAAAUAUUUUCAUGAAUGGAAGAUAAGAUUGUACAAAUAUAUCAUCAAGUUUCUUAUGUUAAUUACAAAAUAAAACAAAUAAUUUGGAAUGAAAUCCUUUGAAUAAAGUCCAUAUUU